Messenger RNA from Hyposmocoma kahamanoa, 565 nucleotides. RefSeq names its product defensin-A-like. The transcript is spliced from 2 exons. Gene Ontology annotation, biological process: humoral immune response; defense response to bacterium. NCBI's taxonomy places the organism in Eukaryota, Metazoa, Arthropoda, Insecta, Lepidoptera, Cosmopterigidae. The record is from RefSeq and is a predicted model, not a curated record. The coding region runs from base 1 to 273 and encodes 90 amino acids.
AUGGCCAAAAUUGUUAUUGUCCUUUUCGUCGUGACCAUGGCGGUGGCUGCAUUGGCUGUUCCAGUCAAAGAACCAGAAGAAGGUGCCGAAUAUGAAAACGAAUUCUUCGACUUUCAACCAGACUCCAGUGUUAUUCAAAGCCCUCGUAUCACUUGCGAUCUUCUGUCUGGCGUCGUCGGUGGGCCUCAUACCUUGUGUGCAACCCAUUGCAUCCUCAAAGGAUUCCGGGGUGGCUACUGCAGUGACAAAGGAGUUUGCAUUUGUCGUAAUUAAUUCGCCUAUUGUAUCUAAAAGUCCAGCCUACGCUGGUAACUUUAUAAAUGAUAAAUAGAAACGUAUUUCUUAGCUAUUUAGAAAGUUCAAAAAGUGUCAUCAAUUUAUAAGACGUAAAUACAAUAAUAUUUAAAAAUAUUCUUAGGAAUGCGCUUCAACUUACCACUUAAUAUUUUAAUCAUGUAAACAGACCAUAAAAGUGAAAAAAGAUAAUGUUCUCUUCAAAAAAGAUUUGUCGUAACUGUCAUUUCCGUCACAGAUCAUAUUCUUUGCCUAUUCAUUGUUAUAAUGA